UCCUCAAGAAUAAUUAAUCUUAUUAAUAGUGGUAAAAAAAUAAUAGAUUUAUCAAAAUCAAUAAAGUUUAAAAAUAUAAUUCCAAAUAAUAAUAAUAAUAGUUUUUUAAUAAAUAAUGCAACAUUAAAUAAUAGCUCAACUAUCAAAAAUAGUAAUAAUAAUAAUAUCAAUGUUAAUACUAGUAACAAUAAUAUAACUAAUUAUAGUAAUGUUAAUAAUAGUAUAAUUAAUAAUAAAAGAUAUUAUUCGUAUAUGCCACCAACAUGGGAAGAAAAAGAUAACAAUCAACAUUUAAAUACUAUUACAACACCUGAAGAAGAAGAUGCAACAUCUAAUAUUAAAGAUUCAAUUCUAUGGGUUAAUCAUUUAUAUCCAAUUAAAGUAAGCAGACUAGAUUUUAGAUCAUUGUUGUUCCACAUACCGAUCACCAAGAAAUUGAACUCAUUGUUCCCAGAAGAUAUUAAAAUUUUAUCAAUCGAAAAGAGAAUUAAAGAAGGUGGGGCAUAUAUUCAUUUUCAAUACGAUUCUAGCAAGCCAGAAUAUAAUACACCAGAGUUGGUAAUGGAGAAAUUAAAAAAAAUAUUUGCAAUGGAAAAGAAACACUUUCAUUUCGCAAGUAGACCAGCACAAUGUAAAUUGGUCUAUGGUAGACCAUUUGUUGAAGAUAUUGACUAUAGAUUCCCAUCCACUACAUUGAAAAUAACAUUUAAAGGUUCUGAAAUGUCAAUUGAUGAUAUGUUUCGUUUGUUUAGACCCUAUGGCCACAUCAGAGAUAUUCACUUUACAUCACCAGUUCCAAGUAAAGAUGGCCCAAGACAAGCCAUUAUAGUAUUCAAAAGAAUGGAAGGAGCAAUUGCAACUAGAAAUUGUUUACAUAACAAAUAUUUCCCAGAGUUUAAUACAACAUUAUAUAUGGAUUAUGAACAACAGAUGCGUAUAAAUAAAUUAAAAGAUCAAUUUUCAAAGCAUCCAAAGAUUAUGAUUCCAUUGGCUGGUAUUUUAGCAACUUUAUUAACAAUAUUAUUAUUUAACCCAUUAAGAGAGUUUUUCAUGGAAAGAAGAAUGGAUGAGGUGUUUUAUUUCGAUCAUAUCGACGAAGAAUGGCAAGAUAGAAUUGAACAAAAAGUUUUAGAUACACAUUUCAACUAUCCACCCAAUUCAAUUGUUAUGAUUUCAGCACCAAAAGGUUCAGGUAAAUCCUCAUUAAUCGAUAAGGUAUUGGAAGGUAGACAUAAUACUUUAUUAGUAGAUUGUAAUCAAGAGGUAAACAAUACGGAUGAAGAGUUUAUUGAAUCGUUUAGUAAAGAUAUUGGUUUCUUCCCAUCCUACAGUCUAUACAGUUCAUUUGGUAGUCUUAUGGAUGCAAUUAUUCCAACUGGUAAAGGUGCAUUCCACUCGACCACCAAUUAUCAAAUGCAAACUAUUCUCAAAUUAUUGGACGAAGUUUUAAUAAAGAAAUCUAAACAUUUCCCAGAUGAUCCUCAUCAACCAUACGAGUAUCCAUUAAUUGUUAUCGACGGUUUCUUUGGUAUGAUUGCUGCUAUGGAAAGUAAAGAAAAGGCAAAUAUUAUCAUGGAUUCUAUUAUUCAAUGGGCUAUUACAUCCACACAAAGAGGUCAUGCUCAUGUUGUAUUUUUAAGUUCAGACUCAUUCGCUGGUGAUGUUAUAAAGAAAUAUUUAGACAACAGAGGAGGUGGUCAAAUUUCAACAGUUCAAUUAGGCGAUGUUAAUCCAAAUAUGGCUAUUAAUUAUAUCAAGAAAAGAAUCGGAUCCACACCAAUCACCGAAGAUGAAAUGAAGGUAGUAGUUGAUACAUUGGGUGGUCGUUACUAUGACCUUAAUGUUCUCUCACAACGUAUGAUUGCAGGUGAUACUGUUCCACGUGCCCUCUCCAAUAUGAUUGCUAAAGCUGUAAGUGAAAUUCGUGCUGAAGGUUUUGGUCUCUCUAAAAGAGCUGAAGAAAAAUCUGCUGGUGGAACCAAAGGGGAUAAAUUAAAAUGGACUCGUCCUCAACUUUGGGAAACUAUUAAAAAAAUCGCAGAAUCGAACUAUGUCUCGUAUGAUGACCUCUUGUUCAAUGUUUUCCUUGGUGAUGAAUCAUCAUUGAAUAACUUGAUCAUGAGCGGUAUCCUCAGAUUCCAAUCGAUCGAUAACGAACGUAAAGUAACCGCAUACUCUCCAUUAUACUGUGCCGCUUUUAAACAAAUGGUAAACGAUUUAGAGUUCAAUGUAGGUAUGGAUAUUUUAGUACAAAAAGCACGUAUCGAAGAAGAGUUGUCUAAACUCUCCAAAGUUGAAGAUGAAUUAAUCAAACUUAAAAACCUCACCUCACAAACAUGGUUUGAACCAACAUCUGUCAAGAAGAGAAGAGAAUUAUUAGAAGAUAAAUUAAAAGAUCAUGUAACCAAAAUUGAAACUAGAGAAAAUAUUUUAAAAAGACACAGUCAAUUCCAAAAACUAUUACACCAACAAAAAUAAAUAAAAACAAAAAAAAAAUUUAAUUUAAAACUAUUAC
Messenger RNA from Dictyostelium purpureum, 2515 nucleotides. RefSeq lists its product as uncharacterized. The record is from RefSeq and is a predicted model, not a curated record. The transcript is spliced from 2 exons. Gene Ontology annotation, molecular function: nucleic acid binding. The coding region runs from base 253 to 2478 and encodes 741 amino acids. Gene Ontology annotation, cellular component: mitochondrial inner membrane. NCBI's taxonomy places the organism in Eukaryota, Evosea, Eumycetozoa, Dictyosteliales, Dictyosteliaceae.